Messenger RNA from Nannospalax galili (Upper Galilee mountains blind mole rat), 4480 nucleotides. RefSeq names its product BCL2 associated athanogene 5 (gene Bag5). The transcript has 2 exons. Gene Ontology annotation, biological process: regulation of inclusion body assembly; negative regulation of protein ubiquitination; protein stabilization. Gene Ontology annotation, molecular function: adenyl-nucleotide exchange factor activity; protein-folding chaperone binding. The record is from RefSeq and is a predicted model, not a curated record. Lineage: Eukaryota; Metazoa; Chordata; Mammalia; Rodentia; Spalacidae. Gene Ontology annotation, cellular component: nucleus; membrane; cytosol. The coding region runs from base 217 to 1560 and encodes 447 amino acids.
GGGUCGUAACGCCCGAGGCGUCCAGCUGCGCGGCCGACCAUCCGCAUUCCCUGCACCACUACAAGCGGCGGGGGCGGUGCGGAGCGAGGCGCGGCUUUCACGGGGCUGAGGGCUGUUCGGCCGGCGCAGCGAGGACGUCUGCAGCACCGCGGAAGUCGAGGCGUUGGAGCGCCAUGGCGCGCGGGGCCCAGUGCUUGUGAAACUGAACACAAAAGUAUGGAUAUGGGAAAUCAGCAUCCUUCUAUUAGUAGGCUUCAGGAAAUCCAAAAGGAAGUAAAAAGUAUCGAACAGCAAGUAAUUGGCUUCAGUGGCCUGUCAGAUGACAAGAAUUAUAAGAAACUGGAGAGGAUUCUAACAAAACAACUUUUUGAAAUAGACUCUGUAGAUACAGAAGGGAAAGGUGACAUUCAGCAGGCUAGGAAGAGGGCCGCGCAGGAGACGGAACGCCUUCUCAAAGAGUUGGAGCAGAAUGCAAAACACCCACAUCGAAUUGAAAUCCAGAACAUCUUUAAGGAAGCCCAGGCCCUCGUGAAGGAGAAGAUUGUGCCCUUUUACAGUGGAGGCAACUGUGUAACUGAUGAGUUUGAGGAAGGCAUCCAGGACAUCAUUCUGAGGCUGACACAUGUUAAAACUGGAGGGAAGAUCUCCUUGAGGAAAGCCAGGUACCACACGCUAACCAAGAUCUGUGCAGUGCAGGAGAUUAUCGAAGACUGCAUGAAAAAGCAGCCUUCCCUGCCGCUCUCUGAGGACGUGCAUCCUUCUGUCGCCAAAAUCAACUCUGUGAUGUGUGAAGUGAACAAGUCCAGAGGCACUCUGAUCGCACUUCUGGUGGGAGUGGACAGUUCUGAGACUUUCAGGCACCUAUCGUGUGUGCUCUCGGGGCUGAUUGCUGAUCUGGAUGCUUUAGAUGUGUGCGGGCGUACGGAGAUCAGAAAUUACCGGAGAGAGGUAGUGGAAGAUAUCAACAAGUUGCUGAAAUAUCUAGAUUUAGAAGAGGAAGCUGACAGUACCCACGCAUUUGACCUGGGACAGAACCAUUCCAUUCUGAAAAUAGAGAAGGUCCUCAAGAGGAUGAGAGAAAUUAAAAAUGACCUUCUCCAGGCACAAAACCCCCCUGAAGUAUACCUGAGCUCCAAGACAGAACUGCAGGGCUUGAUUGGACAGCUGGAUACAGUGAGUGUUGAGAAAAACCCCUGUAUCCGGGAAGCCAGGAGAAGAGCAGUGAUUGAGGUGCAGACCCUGAUCACAUACCUGGACCUGAAGGAGGCCCUGGAGAAGAGGAAGCUGAUCCCUUGUGAGGAGAACCCCCCACAUAAGGCGGUAUGGGAUGUCCUUGGGAACCUGUCAGAGAUCCAGGGAGAAGUCCUCUCGUUCGGUGGAAAUCGAACUGAUAAGAACUACAUCCGCCUGGAGGAACUACUGACCAAACAGUUGCUGGCCCUGGACGCCGUUGACCCCCAGGGAGAGGAGAAGUCUAAGGCCGCCAGGAAGCAGGCUGUGAAGUUGGCCCAGAACAUCCUCAGCUACCUGGACCUGAAGUCUGACGAGUGGGAGUAUUGAAGAGCAGGGAAACUGGCCUUGCUGGUCACACUUCAGACCUACUUCUGGGGAGUCUUCAGCCCCUGGAGCCUCUAUGUAAUUUAUAUGUGCAUAUUCAACCUCAGUAUUUAUGAUUUGUUCAAAUUAUAUUCCGUAUUUCUGCUGCUUUUGAUGUUGCAAACGAAUGUCAUUAUAGCACAUUAACUUUUCCAUCUGGCUCAUCUGUACACGGUGUUGAUUUGUCUGGUAUGUUUUCUGUGUUGUUUGUUUUGUGUGAUUUUAAUCAGAAUUUAAAAGAGGCAGCACUCCUAAUUUUUAAAUGGACUGUGUAAGCAGUAAGUGCAGAAAUGGAGACUCUAGAAGUGGGCCGACCAUACACUGACUCUAGGGAAAUUAUAAUAAGGGGAGACUUCAGGGUUUCUUAGAAGUCCAAGCAGGACGGCAUUACAAAGGUGUUCUAGUAUGCUGAACAGCAGGGGAUUUUUUUCACUUACAAGCCCUGAUUAGUCCCACCCAAUUUAGUUGGGAGGGGCUUUUGGUUAGAUAAUCUGUUUUUUCAUAAACAUUUUUGUUUGAAAAAGACUAUCUUUUCCCCUAUGCUCUUCUUAUUAGAGGACAGAAUCUUUUGUGUACAACACAAAAAAAUUAUGAAAUCUAAUAGCCAAAAACAUUUUUGGUCUCUCUGAAAGAGACACAAAAAUAUCAGCUAUUCAAUACCUUCAACAAAACAUCAGCUAUUCGAUACCUUCAGUGAAGCCAGUGGACCUGUGAAUAGAGAGGCAUUUGUACCUGUAGCUGGAGGGUGAGAACUGGAUUAGUGUUGCAGUGUCGGUUCACACCAGAGCUGAGCAGGAGACAGAGCUGCUGUCGGUUCACACCAGAGCUGAGCAGGAGACAGAGCUGCUGUCAGUCCAGGCUGUAAGAUAGACAAGCUUGUUCAACUUGGUGCAGUUUUACAACAUGGGAACAGAGACGUGGUAGAGGAACCAGGUCUCUGCAGCUGUCAGAGGAAGCUGUCUUAACUGCUAGCACCCUCAAUACUACCCGCACCUGCUCGGUGCCUGCUGGUUACUCAAUUGCUGGGCUAGGGCUCCCUUGGUGCCUGAAAAUUCACUAGAAUCUGUCAGGUAGAUAAAGGUUAUUUGUUUUUUUCCUUCUAUUAAAAGACAUAAGUAUUUCUGUGAAUAUUUCUGAGGAUCCAGUUUUAUGGUUGUCUAUUAAUUCAAACAAAAGAAUCCUCCACAAUUUUGCAGUGCUUUGACAAUGUGAGUCCCAGUAUCAUAACUGACAACCCAUUCAGUGUCACCUUAAUGUGAUCCUGUGAGAGCAUAUCUUUUCAACUCUGGUGAGCUGUUUGUUUGUUUUUCAGACAUUCAUUUAGAAACUUUGUGGAAGGAAAUUGUUUUAAACAGCUAACAUUGGACAGAUGGAUAACCUUCAGUACAUAAAAUAAAGACAGCAUAACCCUAAACUAAUGUUCACUGUCCCACUAAAAGCCCUUGAUACGUCUUUCCUGCUGGAACUGUCUAGAACCAGCCACCCUGGGGUCUUCAGCAGUGAGUAGACCACUGUAGACCCAGCUCUGGGCAGCUGCAAUCCCUCAGUUCAGGUCAUUGGAAUUCUCAAUUUGGCCAAAGUUGUUUAGAACUGCUUUACCGUGUCAUGAAUUUAGAAUGCUCAAAGUGUUGGCAAUGAGUUUUUAAAUUGUGCUCACUGGGCCAUCAAGGUGACACUAAAAUCACUUCAGACUAUCUUUCACCAGGUUCUAAUACUUAAUUUUUUAGAUUCAUUUUUGAGAGUUGCAUGUCAGCCUUUCAAAGUAUCCAUGGUCCUGUUAAAGUAGAUUCUGUCUCUUUAACACUGUUUUCUGUACCCUGCCAAGUCGUCCCACGCUGCUGAGCACAGGACAUCUCCUCCCCAGUGAGUUUUUUUAUGUGGAUCCAUUUGGUGGUGGAGACAGUCUCAUGACCUUGCGUGACUGUUGCACAUGGUUUGUUUCCUCUUCUACUUCCUUCUACCUGAUCUCUGUUCAGGCCCAUCUGUUCUUAUCCCUCUCGGGAGCACAUGUGUCUGCUUGGGCUGCCGCAGGUACUUUUAAGUUGGGCCCUCACUGUUGUGAUCCUAUGUGAAGAAACCACUGCAAGUGCAACCUGUACCCCAAAGAAGUGUGGCCUUUGUUCAGCUGUGUCACCCGUGUCUGCAGAACAAAACGGCUGGGGAAGUUCGGUUUCUUCCCCAUAAUUCAGUCACUUUGCUUUCAGAUCCUUUGUCCAACUAGGUGGGAGUCAUUUGAAGUCAUUGUUAAUAAAUGCAACAAAUGUGUCUAAGUCCAGUUUAAUGCUUCAUUUUGCUAAAAUGCCUGUAUAUUUGCUAUAGUGGUGUGUGACCAGGUUUUCUCAUUUUUAAUUUUUUUUCAGUUUGAGGCUGGCCUUGAAGUCCUCACCUUCCUGCCUCCACCUCCCAGAUGCCGGGUUCACAGAUCUGCCACCAAGCCUGGCUUCUUUGUUCACUUUGCCCCUCACCUGAUUUUGUGAGCGUCUCAGCCAGUUGUAGAUUGUUUCCCUUUUGGUUUGGUUUUAGAGUUUCACUAGGUAACGCUGGCUGGCUUCAAACUUGGAGUGACCCUCUUGCCUCAACCCUGAGUGUAUUAAGAUUACCGUGUCUGCUGGACCACAUUGGCUGUUCCAAACAAAGCUUUGCAGUUUUUAGCCGCUUGGAUAUCUUCCUUUAAGAAUAACUACACAUUUGCCCUUGAUAGCGCUGUGUAAACCAGGAUCGCCCUCUGCUGUGUUGGCUCUAGCCCUAUCCCUGUUAACUGUAUAACGCGUAUCAAGGGUGUCUAAACUAGUCAGUAUUGUUGCUAACAAAGACAUUCUAGCAUACCCCUAAGUAUUACUGAAAUAAAACGGAGCUCUUAGCUCAACUUGGUGUGGAAAAAGAA